Molecule: messenger RNA, 462 nt
Organism: Malassezia globosa CBS 7966
Lineage: Eukaryota; Fungi; Basidiomycota; Malasseziomycetes; Malasseziales; Malasseziaceae
Exons: 1
Coding region: 1-462 (153 amino acids)
Source: RefSeq, a predicted model, not a curated record
AUGCUGCUGGCUGAGGCAUUAGCAGAGCGAGCCGAAGCACAGCGACAAUAUGAGCAGCUAAUGCAGCGUCUGCUACGGGUCGUCCGCGUACAAGAAGGCGACGAGCCGGUGGAAGAUCCUGAAGUGCUCUUGGCUACGCCCAAUGGCAUCAUAGACCGAAUGGAUUGGCUGAUCCGAUGCAUCAACAAGACAUAUACGGCGACCAUGUUUGACGAGAAACAUACUUUGACAGAUGCGAUCGCAUUUCGAGACAUGGCAUUGAAGCGGCGAAAGCUGUACUCGGAUGUGGCAACAAAAGCCAGUACAGCUCAAGACCGAUACACGCGGAGUGAGAUCAAGUAUGUGAAUGUAAUUGACGUGCGGGAGAUGCAAAAGAGAGUGGACAAGCUAUCAGGAGAAUACCGCAAGCUUGACACGCGGAUCCAAAAGAUGAACUGGGAGGUCAAGCUGAUUGAGGAGUAA